This is a messenger RNA of Cyprinodon variegatus (sheepshead minnow), 2667 nucleotides long. RefSeq names its product TOX high mobility group box family member 4-A-like (gene tox4a). The coding region runs from base 331 to 2292 and encodes 653 amino acids. Lineage: Eukaryota; Metazoa; Chordata; Actinopteri; Cyprinodontiformes; Cyprinodontidae. Gene Ontology annotation, cellular component: nucleus. The record is from RefSeq and is a predicted model, not a curated record. Gene Ontology annotation, biological process: regulation of transcription by RNA polymerase II. Gene Ontology annotation, molecular function: chromatin DNA binding. The transcript has 9 exons.
GGGCGCUAGCAGUCUUGCAUUGAUGUGCAUGCUUGUUUUGGGCCUUUAUAAACUUUAGCCUGUCUAUGGACCAACACUUUUAUUCUGCUGAUUAAAACAGGCUUUUUGCAGCUGUUUGUCAUUUUAAAUCGUAUAAUUUUAAUCCAGUUAAGGUUGAAAGCCAAAUUCUUUAAAUAUCUGCUUCAACAGUAGAAAAACCGCUAACCGCCUGGUUGAUGCUAGCUAGCAGCGAUUGUUCAAGAUGUUACAACCAGUCUGUGGGACGAUUUAAGAAAUAUCCGCUUCACGUAUGAAAAAUGGGACCUUUUUUUUAGAGUAACCAGUAAAAAAAUGGAUCUUAAAUUUUAUUCCGAGCUGCCAGAUGGCUGCUCUUCAAAUGUUGAUGCGGAGUUUAUGGAGACUCAGGAAUACGGUGGUUAUUCUGGGGAGAACAAGUUUUCAGAAAGCAGCGACAGCUAUCUGGCUAUCAGUGGAGCUGGGCAUCAUUUCUUAUCCGCAGAGCAGACAUUUCACACUCCUAGUCUCGGAGAUGAAGUUUUCGAGAUCCCCCCGAUCUCCCUGGAUCCAGACCAGGCUCUGAGCAUCAGCGACUCCCACUUUGAUCUGACCGAUGGCUCUGACGACAACAGCGGCUCUUCCGGUCCCAGAAACCUGGUGAGCAACCUGGUGGUGGAGGCAAAUGAUCCAUCCUUCGCCUCCACCUUUGUAAACACAGGAUCCCAAAGUCUGGAGCAGCUGAACCUUGGAGCAAUGGGCCAAGCUGGAGGAGGAGGGCUGAUAAGCUCCUCUGCCCUGGAAAUGGGGGCUUCCAGCGGCUCGCAUUUCAGCCGUUCUCCUCCCAUGACCAUUGAUGUUCAGCUGAGUGAAUUAGGUCAUGGUCUUCUGAACCCAUCAGAACUGACGCUGGGUCUCGGUGGGAAUACCUCUGGCCAUCAUUCGGAUGCAAACGACGAGCCGUUGUUGAUCUCCUCGUCUCCUCUUGGUUCCCCCGUGGAUGAGGACAUGGAUGACUUCAAGAGAAGCCUCCUGGUGGACUCCCCCGUGUCCCUCUCCUCCUCCCCUACCCUCUCCCACAUGUCCUCCAACCCUGCGCCCCCCUGCUCUGCCACCCCAGCGGCACCCAGGAGGGGUAGCGGGAAACCUGCUGCUGUCGCCUCUGCAGCUGAAGCUACGGGAGGAAAGAAGGGACGGAAGAGGAAGGAUCCUAACGAGCCACAGAAGCCGGUCUCGGCCUACGCUCUGUUUUUUAGAGACACUCAGUCGGCCAUUAAGGGCCAGAACCCCAGCGCCUCCUUUGGGGAGGUGUCAAAGAUCGUGGCGUCCAUGUGGGACAGUCUGGCGGAGGAUCAGAAACAGGUUUACAAAAAGAAAACAGAAGCUGCCAAAAAGGAGUACUUAAAGGCGCUAGCAGCGUACAAAGCCAGCCAGCUGUCACAGCCAGUUUCCUUGGAGUUGGAGACUUCUUCGCCUGUGGUCAAUCUGAUCCCAUCAGCUCCUUCUGCUGGACAACAAACCAUUCUUCUGCCAUCAGCAAUCGGCAGCGCAGAGGCCAACACUAAUAUCUGUGCCUCCAACAUCAUCCUGGACGUCCCUGAGGUGAUGACACCCUCCCACUUAGAAAACCAAGCAAAUGCUGCAGGUGCCAUCCUGGCUCCAGCCCAGACCAUCACCAAGAUCAUAAUCCCAAAGCACUUACUGCAGGGCGGGGGUCAGGUGGUCACCCUGUUAUCUGGGGGGGUUGGUGCAGCGCAGCCAACCCUUCUGGUCUCGAGCGCCUCCCGUCAGCCGCCGCCUCUUCAGCAGAUGCAGAACGCCCCGCCUCCUCCGCGGCUCCAGCAGAUGGCGCCCGCUCCGCCUCCUUUACAGGCCAAACCCAGGGAGGGGGCGACGGCGUUCGGUCAACCCGCUAUCCUCACGGCCACACCUCCACCGCCGCUCCAGAUCAAAAUAGUCCCAGCACCCGUCCAGGUUCAGGACCGACUGGCUCCCGCCGUUGUUGUACCCAGUAUUGCUGCUGCAGCUACGUCAGGAGGGAGCUCUGCUACGGCUUCAGGCGACGACGACGUCACCGAGGUGCUGGAUUCAGAUGAGGAUGUGAUGGAGGUGAGUGCGUCCACUGGUGAUGCCUCCGUGAAGAGCAUCUGUGUGAGAGCGGGCUGCACCAACCCGGCAGUGGACAGCAAGGACUGGGACAAGGAGUACUGCAGUAAUGAAUGCGUGGCCACUCACUGCAGGGAUGUCUUCAAAGCGUGGUGCUCCAUCCGGAACCAGAACCUGGGGACUGUGAAGUGAGCAUCAUACAGACACAGCUGGGAAAUCAGUUUUCUGUUGUUUUUUUUUAAAUAUAGGUUUAAAAAAAAAGACUUAAACAGAGUGAAGUGACAAUAUUUGUCACUUCUUUGUGUGUAAAUUGUACUUUAACACUUUUGAGGAAAAGACAUUCAUCAGUGAAACCGAUCCAGAACAGGAGGCCUUCAUUCCUCUCAUGUUAACCUCAAAGGACGUUCUAAAGGCAGCUAGUUACGUUAAAAAAGGAACUGUAAAUUUACUUUUUUUUUUUUACAGCUGAGAAAUGUUUCCAGUAACAAUAGAUCCGAACAAAAAAUGACUUCAUUUGUGUGUGUGAGUUUUGUUUUUAACGGCUUUUUUUAUAAGUGUAAUUUUUAA